UCCUUUUGGUUUGGCCGGUUUAUAUCCGCCCCCAGAGUUUGCCUAUCUGUCUCUCUCUCUCUCUCUCUCUCUCUCUCUCUCUCUCUCUCUCUCUCUCUCUCUGUCUUCUCCUUCUCCACUCACCCUCUCUGUCAUCUCUCUACACAGAAGACAAUCAUACGCAGAGGAAGCACCCCUAGAGAGAGAUCAACACAUAAGUCUCAGCUUAAGCACGUUUUGGAGAUUUUCACCGGAACUCAAAGCUCUGAGGAAGGAUCUUUACUAGAAGAAGCGAACAAAGAUGCCCAGGUGGAUCUGUUGUGGUGGGCAUAGACGAGGAGAUUCUGAUAUAUCAAAUGAUGACCAACAUCUCAAAACUCAAUGGCAGCAACCUGAUGCAAAUAAGACAAGACCACAAGCUGUUGCAAAGCCUGAGGCGCCCAAGGAAGCACUCCCCAUUGAAGUUCCUCCCUUGUCUGUGGAAGAGGUUGAAGAGAAGACUGACAAUUUCGGAUCAAAGUCGCUCAUUGGUGAGGGAUCUUAUGGAAGGGUGUAUUAUGCUACUCUUAGUGAUGGUAAAGCAGUUGCUUUGAAGAAACUCGAUGUUGCCCCUGAAGCUGAGACAAACACCGAGUUCUUGAGUCAGGUUUCAAUGGUUUCAAGACUGAAGCAUGAGAACUUCAUUCAGCUGGUGGGUUAUUGCGUCGAUGAGAACCUCCGUGUUCUUGCUUACGAGUUUGCAACGAUGGGAUCGCUCCACGACGUCCUACACGGUAGAAAGGGAGUGCAAGGCGCGCAGCCAGGUCCAACGCUUGACUGGAUAACGAGGGUGAAGAUAGCAGUUGAGGCGGCUAGGGGUUUAGAGUACCUUCACGAGAAGGUUCAGCCUCCUGUUAUACACAGAGACGUGAGAUCUAGCAAUGUGCUUCUCUUUGAAGACUAUCAAGCGAAAGUUGCUGAUUUCAAUCUCUCGAAUCAAGCUCCUGAUAAUGCGGCUCGUCUUCACUCUACAAGAGUCUUGGGCACCUUUGGCUAUCACGCUCCAGAAUAUGCUAUGACGGGACAGUUGACACAGAAGAGUGAUGUGUAUAGCUUUGGGGUUGUGCUUCUUGAGCUUUUGACAGGGAGGAAACCUGUGGAUCACACAAUGCCACGUGGCCAACAGAGUCUUGUAACCUGGGCUACACCGAGACUGAGUGAAGAUAAAGUGAAGCAGUGUGUUGAUCCAAAGCUAAAAGGAGAGUAUCCUCCUAAGUCAGUAGCUAAGCUAGCAGCGGUGGCAGCAUUGUGUGUGCAAUAUGAAUCAGAGUUUAGACCGAAUAUGAGUAUCGUUGUGAAAGCUUUGCAGCCACUUCUCAAACCUCCAGCGCCGGCCCCUGUACCUGAGUCUUGAGUUUGUUGGAUUCUUUCUUUGUUCAUACAAAGUUUAGUUUGUAUUUUGGUGUGACAGGGAGGGAUACUUUGAUAUUUUGCAUUUGUUUUAUGUCUGGAUUGGAGCAACAAAAGAUGUAUUGCGUUUGCUGUUCUUUUGACAUUUCCUUGGGGAAUCAUUUGAAUAUUUGGUCUCAUUUGGUCUCUCGACUAUAUAUUGACACCUCUUUUCAAGGUUAA
Brassica napus (rape) is the source of this 1590-nucleotide messenger RNA. RefSeq names its product PTI1-like tyrosine-protein kinase 2. The record is from RefSeq and is a predicted model, not a curated record. The transcript has 7 exons. NCBI's taxonomy places the organism in Eukaryota, Viridiplantae, Streptophyta, Magnoliopsida, Brassicales, Brassicaceae. Gene Ontology annotation, biological process: protein phosphorylation. Bases 281 to 1372 code for a protein of 363 amino acids. Gene Ontology annotation, molecular function: protein tyrosine kinase activity; ATP binding.